AUGCAUAACGAUGGGGUCAAUAACGAUGGAGUCGAGGAUAAAAUAAGAUGCACAUUUGAGGAUGAUUCCCAAGUGCCAAGAAAACUUCAAAUGUCAACUCUUGCAAUGAAAUCAGACAUCGGAGAAGAGCAUUCCAUUCGAGCAUUGCAUGUGGGUGACCAAGCCCCAAGAAUUCCCCGUGACAUUUUUCCCAGCAGAUUUCAAUACAAUUUGACGCGACACAGAACAUCCCUAACGGUAAUAGGCUUGGAACUGGCAGUGUGUACUUUCGCUAUUAUGCUCGCUUGUAAGACUAAGGAUAGAAACAAAAUCGUCCUAGCCACACUUUCCACGGUGGGUCUUGGAGGGUUUGCUGUUAUUAUAACCGCAUUACUCAUUUCUGAUAAGAUGCGCAAGCUGACCGUGACCAGGACAAAUACAAUACAGUUUAUGAAAGAGGUAGCAACCAUAAGACCAGGAAUCGAAACACAGGAGUGGGAUGUUAUAGCCGCUCGAAUGAAUCUAGUUUUUUACAGCGGCAACUCAUCGGUAACCCCUUAUUUUUUUUAUGAUGGAGAGUCUUGUUAUUCUUUCUUUAAGACUGCCUAUCUCCUUCCAUAUCUGAGAAGAAAAACCCCCAAUUGGUUUGUUAUAGAUACCAUUGAUGAACUUCAACCUUUGAUUGACCAAGUUUUGAAAGAUUACGAAGAAAGAGUGAACAACGACUGGCAGCGUAUCCUAAAUGAGGGGACAUCAGUCGAAAACCAAGCCAUGGACGUUUAA
This is a messenger RNA of Lachancea meyersii CBS 8951, 762 nucleotides long. The record is from the annotation of a GenBank genome assembly. Lineage: Eukaryota; Fungi; Ascomycota; Saccharomycetes; Saccharomycetales; Saccharomycetaceae.